Molecule: messenger RNA, 3849 nt
Organism: Puccinia triticina
Lineage: Eukaryota; Fungi; Basidiomycota; Pucciniomycetes; Pucciniales; Pucciniaceae
Exons: 16
Coding region: 1-3849 (1282 amino acids)
Source: RefSeq, a predicted model, not a curated record
AUGCCUCUCACGAGCAAGAUAAAUUUAGAAGUUGGGGCCCGAACCUGGCGAUUCAACUCAGGGGAUCCUAUCUCAGGCGAGAUACCGAAGAGGGGUGGCUAUUUCGAAACCGUACCGCGUGCUGGACGGACCAAGUCGAAAGCUUCCUCAACUGUUUCUUCGGCUGCUUGUUCAACGCAGCCUGAACUCAAAGCUGAGCCGCCGGUCGAAGUUGCACUUCCAGAACCGGGUCCGUCUGAAGAAGCUGUCAGGAUUGAACUCGAAAAACGGAUCCUCGCUGAAGAGAAAUUGAAAAUCGAAGAGAUGAACCGCCAAGCCCAACAAACCCUUGAGCACGCCGAAAUGAUAAGACAACAAGUCACAGAAGCGCAAGAACUCAAUGCCAUGGCAGCUGAAAAGGAAGCUCAGCAGAGACUUGCACAUCAGCAGGCGAUUGAGGAAGAAAAACAACAAAUGCGCUUCGAGGCUGAUCGGAAACUGCAGGAGUUACGCGAAGAGGCGGCUGUAGUUAAGCAAAAGUACGAGGCAGAGCUGGCUCUUUGGAAAGAGCGCCAAGAACGCACGUUAGUAUUAGAGAGCGAGGCCGAAGCAAGAGCCAAGGCGCGAGAGGCUGCAGAAGAAGCCAGAGCCCAGCGCGAACGUGAGCUUAUCCAAGAGCGCACCGAUGUCUUGGAACGAUUGAAGCAAGAAGCGAUUGAAGAUUACAAACGGACGCACGAAGAGCUCAGACGCGCUCAAGAACAACAACUGCGCAAAGAGUUGGAAGACGCAAGGCAAAAGAUUCUAGAAGAAAGCGCUGCCCGGAAAGCUUCUCUUGAAGCAGAAAGAGAGGCCACGCUCCUGAAAGUGAAGGAAGAAGCCCAGCUUGAAUAUCAGAAACAACUCGAUUCUCAUCUUCAACUUGGAAAAGAAACUGCCGAGGCACUGAAAGAAGCCUCAGCCAAAGCAGCCGAAGAAUUCAAAGCACAAUCGCAAGAAGCCAUCAAGAACCUGCGUAGUAUUGCCAUUUCCAGCUGCCCGCGCUCUGAAAGAUCAGCUCCUCAAAAAUCAUCCGCCGGUAAAACUUCGUCUCCCAAUCCAACCUUGGAUUCCAAAACAUCGGCUUCCAAUAAGGUCCGACGCGACAGGCCUGCAGAUCCACAAGUUCAACGAAGCUCGUCCGAGGAGGAAAACCUCAAAAAACGGGAAGCUAUGCGUCAAAGAUUACUGAUGGGAGUCUUUACCCCCAACGCCCAUCGGGUUCACGAGUGGGGUCUUCGAUCAGCUCCUGCGCCUUUUCCCGUCGCUGCGCCUUCGCCAUCAACAUGGGGAUCGCCUUCGAACCGGCAGCGUGCAAAUUCCGUGGGACAGGUGAACUUGAGCACUCCGUUCAUUCCAGGCUCGGCCCUGGUUUCCCAUCUCAACCCCCAGCAGAUUGCACCCUUGCGAGGUGGCUACAACCACGACCUAUAUUCUCGAUCAAACACCUUGCAUCCCUCACGUGCAGACCUCUACGGCAAUCAUUCAUCGGCACGAAUGCCGGCUAUUGUUCAUGCGUCGCCCGCACCAUCCGCUGUGCCCACCAAUAGCCAACGUGAUCAGUGGGGAGCUUCAAAUAACACACAUGAUAACUGGGGGGGCUCGACCAAGAAACAUGAUCCGAUUAAAAACGCUCAUCAAGUACUGAACAAAGAAGUCUACAAACGUGAGCAACCGUCCAAAGUUGAACAGCUACCUUUUCAAUAUACUGGCGGCUCGAAAGAACUCUAUUACCCUCAUAGUGAUUUCGCACUGCCUGUAACCACAAUGUCAACCAUACGCGGAUACACAGUCGCCGCUGUCUAUGGCUUUGUGAGUGGGGUGGCAAUCAGAAACUCCACGAAGGAGCUGAAUGAGAACACACUCGCGGAGGAACGGGAACGAGCGACCUUGGCUAUGUGGCAGCAGGCUGAACGGAUUAAGGGCGCUAAUUUUGUGCUUGGUCUCAAAUUUCAAAAUAACCCCCUCUCUAUUUCGUUGACCGAGAUUGUAGCUUUGGGAACAGCUGUUCGUAUGGAGGCUUCUGGUCCGAACAUAGUACCUAAUCCUGAUGACCAAAACGCAAAGCCCAAUGCAUUGCCUUCAAAUAAAGCGGGAAAAGGUACAAAGGGUACAGGAGUGCCAGCGGGAGGACCCCAAAAUGCGAAAAAUAAGAACAACGGCAAACGACCCGAUGGGCGCACAGUUCAAGCAAGCGAGGACUCGGUGGGCAAUGGUGGCUGGGAUCAACCGGUCGUCCAGGCUCAAACCAGCGAUCCAGUAGACGAAAGUGCUGAAAAUUCUCAAAACGAAUGGGGAGGAGGUUGGGAAGCAGAAAGCGGGCAGAAGAAAAAUGGGAAAAAGGAGGACCAGCAAUCCGGAUGGUCAACAGGGUGGGAUGCAAAAACCGACGAUGCGCAAAAAACGAAAAAGGGGAAAAAUCAGAACCAAGGUCCGAAAAACGAGCCUGCGGCUGAUCCAUCAACGGGAUGGGGGGGCGACUGGAAUCAGACAUCUGAAGGACAGGACGACAAUGAUAAUGAGGUCACCAACUCGGAUAGUUGGGGAGGUGGGCAUGUGACUCAAAAAGGUCAGAAUGGUAACAAAGCUAACAAGGGUGCAGGAGGUCAAUCUCAGAAGAAGGGAAAGCAAACUCGAGAUAGUUCCGAGAAACAGACUUCGGCUCCGGCUGACAAUCCGACGAAGCAGGGUAAGCAACAGACAAAUUCUCAGAACCAACUCGACAAACCAACUAGGUUUGCACCCGAUGAUUAUGAUCCGAGUACAGGGGCUCAGUUUCAAGUCGGCUACGGCCGUAUGAAUCCGGGUCCCAAUCACAUGGCCUCGUCCCUAUCCCCGAACCUGCCGGUUGUAAAUUCCAGCCAGCCUUGGCCGCACGCAGGCCCUCCGGGGCAUGGCUACGGCGACCCGCGGGCCAUGUACCACUAUCGACCAGGUCCUGGCUAUGAGCAAGACUAUUGGAACCGACGUGGCCCGGGAUUUGAUUUCCAUCCAAUGUAUCACCACUACCCUCCUUUGCCUAUGCCCGCAACUGUCCCAUCACCGCAAUAUCCAUACGGAAGCAGUCAACGGCCCCCAAUGCAGCUAGAAUGGCGCGAAGGCGACAGUGGACACGGUUACCAGACUCGGGCUAAUGUAAGAGAUCAAAACCACGACGGCGAUCAUCAUGCUUCAAAAAGUCCGAAUAAACCCAGCAGCAAUGGAUGGAACUCAGCCGCCCAACCCAAAACCGACCACAAUGCAGGGUGGGACAGCUCCAACAAACAGAACUCCAAAUCUUGGGGCGACUCAUCAAAUGGCGAAAAUCAAGCCUCUCAGACCAAUCUCAAUAAGAAUCCGAAUGCAAAGGGCAAGGGCAAGGCUCCAAAUCAAUCGUCGAAGAAAGCACCUCCUCCACCACAGGACAGCAAUUCAUGGGAUAACUGGGCGGGCAACGAAGGAUGCAGUAAUGAUGAUAAAAAUGAAGAUACAAAUGAUAAUCAAGAAUCGCAAGGUGGUUGGAAUACCAGCCAAGGCAAGAAGGAUGGUGGGAAGAGGGCUACAAAUUCAGCUAACCAACCACAAAAGGGUUCUCAGAACCAGAACGGCAAAUCGAAAUCUAGGAUGCGAUCCCCACCGCCAGCAUCAGCCUCAUCCUCGCCAGACAACGACGAAACUGAAGAUGGAGACGGGCUGGCAAUGGGAAUAUUUAAUUUGAUGUCCGCUAAUCAUUAUCACCCUCCUAAACUAUCCAAUUCAGUUUAUUCAUCUCUUCCUGUCCGCAUGCUCUUUUUUUUCUGGUUUACUUACGAACUGCACGCUUCUUCCUUCUUUUGCCUCCCCUUUUUAUAA